This is a messenger RNA of Cajanus cajan (pigeon pea), 1842 nucleotides long. RefSeq names its product KH domain-containing protein At3g08620. The record is from RefSeq and is a predicted model, not a curated record. Gene Ontology annotation, biological process: regulation of mRNA splicing, via spliceosome. Gene Ontology annotation, cellular component: nucleus. Gene Ontology annotation, molecular function: mRNA binding. Lineage: Eukaryota; Viridiplantae; Streptophyta; Magnoliopsida; Fabales; Fabaceae.
AGUGAUUGGUUUCAAUCUACAUGCUCAUGAUCUGGUGACAGAGAACUGGUGACCCACAUUGGUCAUUGGGGGUGGCCUCUUUCUGUGCUUCUUCUUUCUAAUUGAUUGAACCAAAUUCUUCAAUUUCUCUCUGCAUCAUUGCUUUAACAUUCUUAAUUUUUCUUCUGCAAUCUGUUUAUGAAUUCAAGUUAAUAUCUUGGAGAGGUUUUAAAUUUCAAUUGGUGGUUUUGACUAUAUGUUUCUUUUAUCCAUCUCUUGAAUCUUCCUAAAACAAAUUUGAUUAGAGAGUGAGAGUUUUGUUUUUUGUUUUCUAGCAAAGCAAAAAAUUCAAAGUGAUACCUUUGUUAAGGAAAUAGGAAAACACACAAACAUGAUAAAGUCCUGCAUAUGAAACAGAAGCCAACAAAACAACAAUUAAAACACACCCAGAGAGGUACAGAGAGACACCCUUUAAAGGCUUGCUUUAACUACUGAGCUACUACAGAAGUGGCCCUCCUUUGUGUUUGUAGUUUUCUACCUUCCUUUCUUCCUCUCUUUUUCUUCUUUCUCCUUAACCAGUUCUUUUUUCUCUAUUGUCUUUCAAGCAUAGGUUAUAUGAUUCUGUUUUCAUAGCAGGAUUAUUGAACCACAUACAUCCAAUCUCAACCAACUCUUUUUUCUCCCUUAUUGCCUUUCAAUUUUUCUCUAAUCCUUGCGGGCAAAACAUAUUACAAAUUGAUGUCUAAUUUGUACAAUCAGAUUUCCUUACCUCCCUCCCAAAGAGCCAAUUCACCAAACAUAAACGUGAGAAGCAAUUUUGAUGUUGAUAGUCAGUACUUAACUGAGCUGCUGGCAGAACGCCAGAAGCUUGGACCUUUCAUGCAAGUCCUACCCUUCUGCACCAGACUCCUUAAUCAAGAGAUUUUAAGGGUCACCGGAAAGAAUGAAUUGUUGCAGAACCAAGGAUUUAGUGAAUUUGAUAGAACUCGAUUCAUGAAUCCGAGUCAUAUGGCUUCUUCAAACUUAACACCAAACUUCACUGGUUGGAACAGCCUUUCUCAUGAGAGAUUAUCUGGAGUGCAAGGACUAAAUAUGGAUUGGCAAACCUCACCAGUUGCUCCAAGUUCUCCCAUUGUGAAGAAGAUACUGCGCUUGGAUAUUCCUAAGGAUAGCUAUCCUAAUUUUAAUUUUGUUGGCCGGCUUCUUGGCCCUAGGGGUAAUUCACUGAAGCGAGUGGAAGCUACCACAGGUUGUCGUGUAUUUAUCAGAGGGAAAGGUUCAAUUAAAGACUUGGACAAGGAAGAGUUGUUGAGGGGAAGGCCUGGCUAUGAGCACCUGAAUGAUCCACUUCACAUUUUAAUUGAAGCUGAACUUCCAGCCAACAUUGCUGAUGUAAGGUUGAGGCAAGCACAGGAAAUCAUACAAGAGCUACUUAAACCAGUGGAUGAGUCUCAAGACCUUUACAAAAGGCAACAACUGAGAGAACUCGCUAUGCUUAAUUCCAACUUCAGAGAAGAGAGCCCUCAACUGAGUGGUAGUGUCUCUCCAUUCACUUCUAAUGAAAUAAAACGGGCCAAAACUGAUCAAUAGUGAUUGUAUGUUGAGAAUUGUUGCAUUGCUUGAAUGCUUCUUGUAACUAAAUUUUGUAAAGCUGCGAUGAAAAGGUCUUGCUGAUUUGAUGCUGCUGAUUUGGAGAACACAAUAAAGGAGAGAAAAACAUAAUUCAUUGUCUCUAGACAAGAAAAAUCAUUAAACUGAUUAAACAAUAUUUUGACCUAUUUAUCUCUCCGUUUGUAUGCUUAUCAAUAUGACAUUGCUGGGGUUUAUAAACUGUUUAUUUAUAGUAUUGGAAAAAUGUGUUUC